AUGAGUCCAUGGGACGGCCCCUCAGGAAGAGAACCAACUUGUGAAGAACUGAGAGCAAUGUGGCGUUUCUCAAAACGCCAGUCACGCAUCACAGAACUCACUAAUGAGGUACCAAUGUACAAAGAUCCAUUUGCUUAUAACGUUUGGGAACCAUAUGGAGAUACAAGGUCUCUAGGAAAUGAUAUUCUGGAUACCACAGGAAGAGAAUAUGUCUAUGGCACAGUUGUUCAUUAUCCACAACAUCGUCAGCCUUCUGAAGCUCGACAAAAGUACAGUCCCUAUGAUGAAGUAGUUAGGCUUCUUCAUCGAUCACCCUACAUGAGCCCCUCACCAGUUUAUGCGUCUGCUCACCAGCCAUCUCCACGUUACAGUAGUUUUGAAGAAUUAAAAAACAUCAUACGAGCAGAGAGAGCCCAAGAGCAGCAGCAGCAACAGCAGCAGCUGCAAGAACAACAACAACAACAACAAAUGCCUGUCAGAUCUCAGAUAGUGGGAAGUGAUUCUGACUAUUACAUCUCUGAGGACUCAGAAUUUCCAAAUGACGAAUAUCGUAUCAGUAGCUAUGAAAGUAGCGGUAACGUUCAGAACAUAAUGCCACCUAUGAUCUACGGAGUACCAAAUGAAGCAAUGUAUUCAGACUCUCUGCCACCUAAGAUGUACAGAGCUGAAGAUCAGUUUUUAAUGGGUUCUCAAACCAAUGAUCAUAUGUAUAAUGAUCGUUCCCAGGAGUAUAUCGAUGAAGUAAGUAUGAAAAAUAAUUAUAAUUAUUAUCAGUAG
Molecule: messenger RNA, 777 nt
Organism: Schistocerca piceifrons (Central American locust)
Lineage: Eukaryota; Metazoa; Arthropoda; Insecta; Orthoptera; Acrididae
Product: vacuolar protein sorting-associated protein 27-like
Exons: 1
Coding region: 1-777 (258 amino acids)
Source: RefSeq, a predicted model, not a curated record